AUGACUGGUCUUCUUGCGGACCCGACGCCACCAGCCAAGGGGACGAGUCAGGCCUCGUCCUCCUCCUCCUACGACCCAACGCUUUGGGAGGAGAUGGAGUGGUUGCUGGAACCGACCCAGUUGAUAACGAAACACGGCUUUGAUAUUGGCGAUGUAGUCGUUUUCCUCGGCGGCGUUUUGAUUUCGAAAGUCGGCGCCUACGCCUGCGCGGUGCGGUUUUGCUGUUACUGGCAGCCCUGUCGACGGUUUCUCACCGGGACACAACCCGGGCGGGCCUUCGUGGACCGGCUGCAGCGCAGGCACCCGUACUUCAUCGACUGGUUUCACGCCAAGUCGCAACAAUGGGCCGAGCGCGCCAUGCUCAAAAAGCAGAAGCGAAGGGAGCGAUUUUCAACCGUGAUGCGGCCGUUCGGUGCAAGAACGAGUGCAGCAAGCACAACAAACAAGGCCCUUGAUGUUGGCUCCAUGAGUUGUACAGUGGCGUCGUCGAGUUCUUCAUCUGCAAGUGCUGUUUCCAGUGGUGAGACGAUGCCGAUGACUGGAGGACGUCUCGCGGCGGUGAUGCCAACUGCGCCUGAAGCUCUCCAUGCUGGUUUUCGGCAGGCAGCGACUAGCCAUGGUACGACUAAUAGCGGUACCGAGGGAGAGAAUAAAGCCGAUGAAAAUGCAGCCGACUCGCAGUCGCAGAAGCAAGGGCAUGUCGGCGUUGGCAUGAUCGAAGCGGUGGCUAUUUUCAAGUGCCUGUGGCCCUUCUGGUUCCCGGCGCACAUGCUGCUUACGUUCCGGCUUUAUUGCUACCUCAACCAAGACAGGCUGGAGAAACAGCAACGGGAAUGGGAGCGGAUAGAUAAAAUGAAAAAGGACGAAAAGCAAAAGAAAAAGGAACAAGAAAACGACAGCGAUGAGAAGUUGACUAGCACAAUAGAACAAGACAGCGCGGAAAUUUUUACGGAUGAGAUCGAGAGCAAGGCGCAAGUCUAA
Amoebophrya sp. A120 is the source of this 981-nucleotide messenger RNA. The record is from the annotation of a GenBank genome assembly. NCBI's taxonomy places the organism in Eukaryota, Dinophyceae, Syndiniales, Amoebophryaceae.